Messenger RNA from Phanerochaete carnosa HHB-10118-sp, 2837 nucleotides. RefSeq lists its product as uncharacterized. Gene Ontology annotation, molecular function: carboxypeptidase activity. The record is from RefSeq and is a predicted model, not a curated record. The transcript is spliced from 7 exons. The coding region runs from base 27 to 2705 and encodes 892 amino acids. Lineage: Eukaryota; Fungi; Basidiomycota; Agaricomycetes; Polyporales; Phanerochaetaceae.
CUGAAGGCUGCCUUUGCUCGCAAAACAUGAGCUAUAAAUCGCUCCCGACGAACGAGAAGACGGGCAUCCCGCCCCCUGUGCAAGCGCCCACGCUCACACGCACCGGGAGUUUGACAGGAAAUAGGUAUCGUCGCCUAGCGACGUUUGCGAGGCACUUUGCGCUGCUCUCGCUGGUAUUCUUUACCCUGAGUCACUGGGCUGCUCGACUUAGGGCUGAGGUCGACGCUGAAGUGAAUGCCUGGCUUCCGAAGCUGUUCGCUCCCAACUAUCAUAAUCAAUACAAUGGCAAGAAACACUCAGUUCCGCACGAUAAGGCUGCCGAAAAACUCUUCUUGACCGUCCCUAAUCCCGCCAGUGCGAUCCGGGCCUCCCGCCAAUACGCCACCAAGCCCCAUAUGGCAGGCACGCCCGGCGACUUCGAUACCGCCAAGCUUUGGCUCGGUCUGCUGCAAGCCGAGCUCGGCGCCGUCGCGCCCGCGAGCGAGCCCAUCUACUCUGCCGGCUCGGAUGAGUCGCGGAACGCUACUCUGUCCAUCCCGCACCUGAAUGCCCCCACGGCGUGGAUCGACGUGUACUAUCCGGUGAUGAACACCCCGAUUAACCUCAGUUUGUCGAUUUUGGGAGAAGAUGGGCUGCCCGUGUGGACUGCCCCGUUAGAAGAGGUCGCGGACGAGACAGAUCCCGACGCGGGAAAGUACGCCGAGGCUGUGCCGACGUUCCAUGGCCUCAGCGCUUCGGGGGAAGUGUCAGGCAAACUGAUCUAUGCAAACUAUGGACGACAGGAGGAUUACAAGGCUCUUGUUGAGAAAGGAGUGAAUUUCACUGGCUCGAUCGUCCUUGUCCGUUAUGGCGGCACCGGCAUUGUUCGUGGUCUUAAAGUCAAGGGCGCGCAAGAACUCGGCGCCGCAGGCGUGCUCAUUUUUUCCGACCCGUCCGACGAUGGUGUCGUCACCGAGGACAAUGGCUAUCUCCCCUACCCGCAGGGCCCUGCACGCAACCCGACGUCUGUCCAGCGCGGCUCAGUGCUGUUCCUAUCGCUUUAUCCUGGCGACCCUACUACGCCUGGUCGCCCCUCGUAUGAGAAUAGCACUCGCACCGAGGCGGAGAGUAUACCCAAGAUCCCGAGUUUACCGCUCUCGUGGGCGAAUGCGCAAGUGUUGCUCAACGAAACUUUGGAGGGUGGACUAAACCGGACUGUAUCGCUCGUUAACCAUGUGGAACACAAGGUCACUCCGAUCUGGAACACAAUGGGUGUCAUCCCCGGGUACAUCAAGGACGAGGUCGUCCUCGUUGGCAACCACCGUGACGCAUGGGUCAUGGGUGCGGCUGAUCCCUCGUCUGGCACAGUGUCUACACACGAGUUUAUACGGGGGCUUGGUGCCCUUCUCAAGGAGGGAUGGAAGCCGCUGAGGACUCUCGUUAUCGGGAGUUGGGACGCUGAAGAGUUUGGUUUAAUGGGUAGCACCGAGUGGGGAGAGGACUUCGCGGAUUUUAUCGGCGACCACGUCGUCACGUACGUUAACCUCGACUCCUCUGUCUCUGGUUCCCGCUUCAGCGCCAGUGCCUCCCCUUCGCUGGCUCACCUCGUCCGUGGUGCUGCAGAGGAGAUCCCACACCCUACAAAGCCCGGAAAAUCGAUCUGGGACGCCAGAAAUGAUGUUGGUGUCUUCGAGGGUCCUGUCAAAGAGGAAGUUCGCGAGACACACGAAGCUGAGGUGCAACAAGCGGACGCCCUCGGCGUCAAUCCUCUGGGCUCCGGCAGCGACUACACCGUGUUUCUGCAGCGCAUCGGAGUCGCGAGCAUGGACGUGAGCUUUGAAAAUACAGUUAACGAUCCGCCUUACCACUACCACUCUAUCUAUGACUCCGAGCGGUGGCAGGAGCUCUAUGGAGACCCGGGCUUCUUCCGCCAUGUGGCCGCCGCGAAACUGCUCGGACUCCAGACCCUUCGUCUCCUGGACUCUGUCGUCCUCCCCAUCAACACAACCCAUUAUUCCUUUGAGCUGGAGAAGUACCUGGAGCAGGUUGAGGCUAUCGCCAGCACGGCUUCCCUUGACGCCGACUUCUCACCUCUUCGACACUCGCUGCACUCCCUCCAGAAAGCGAGUAUCGCUCUCGAUAGGGAGAAGUAUGAUGCGGAGAAGGAGCUGAAGAAGGUUGUUCGGAAGCUGGUCAGGCACAAGAUCAUCCGCCGUAAAAUGCGCACAGUGCUCUGCAAGACGAAGAAGAUCUUCGGCAAGGAGUGUCAUGGCGGGCACAAGAAGCACUCCGGUCAGGAGGCCGAGCCUGUCGUCGACUCCCCGUCUUUCGCAGCUGAGGAGGGCCGUGCUGUCCAGUCUCACGUCGGACGUGCACCCGUUUGGGUAAAGGAGCUUCGCGAGGGACAUCAGUGCCAGACGAAGGACAAAGAUCAUCGCAAGAGUCACCUACACAAGAGGCUGGAGAGGGCAAUCAAGCGUGUGCGCAAGGCCAACCAGAAGCUCGCUAUGUUCGAGCGCGGCUUCAUCUCCGAGGAGGGCAUCAAGGACCGUGAGUGGUACAGACACCUCGGUGUCGCCCCUGGCAAGUGGCUUGGUUACGGUGCGACUACUCUGCCUGCUCUCACAGAAUCCUUUACCAUUGACCAUAACGCCACUCUCGCCGAGCACGAGAUCGACAGGCUGACGAAGCUCGUCGACAAGCUCGCAGACAAGCUCGCGUCUUAAUUCGGAUGUUUAUAGCUAUGAACAGUGCAGCGUGGCUAUCAAGCCUAAUGUAUACUACAAUGUAUGCGUUCUCAUGAGUGUGGACAAAUGUACGUUCUGAGCACAUCAAGAACAUCAACAAUAUGCCGUUCC